Messenger RNA from Ilex paraguariensis (yerba mate), 1053 nucleotides. Lineage: Eukaryota; Viridiplantae; Streptophyta; Magnoliopsida; Aquifoliales; Aquifoliaceae. The record is from the annotation of a GenBank genome assembly.
AUGGAAAACAUUGCUGGUCUUGCUACAGAGGAUGACCAACUGGAAUUGCCUCCAGGUUUUCGAUUCCAUCCGACUGACGAAGAGCUUAUAACUCAUUAUCUAUCCCUAAAGGUUCUUGACAAGAGCUUUUAUGCCAUAGCCAUUGGAGAGGUUGACUUGAAUAAGGUUGAGCCUUGGGAUUUACCCUGGAAGGCCAAAAUGGGUGAAAAAGAGUGGUAUUUCUUUUGUGUUAGAGAUAGAAAGUACCCAACUGGUUUGAGGACAAACAGGGCUACUGUUGCUGGCUAUUGGAAGGCCACAGGCAAAGAUAAGGAAAUUUUCAGAGGGAAAACACUGGUUGGGAUGAAGAAAACUUUGGUUUUCUACAAAGGCAGGGCUCCAAAAGGAGAAAAAACCAAUUGGGUCAUGCAUGAAUACAGAUUGGAGGGCAAGUUUUCCAUGAAAAACCUUCCCCAGACUGCUAAGAAUGAAUGGGUAAUUUCUCGGAUUUUUCGAAAAAGUUCAGGAGGAAAGAAGACUCAUAUUUCUGGGUUGGUCAGAAUGAGUGACUACAGUAAUGAACUAGAGCCUUCAAACUUACCUCCAUUGAAAGAUUUAUCACCCCAUAAUGGCCAGACAAGAACUGCAGUUGCAGAGACAUCUCACGUGUCCUGCUUCUCUAAUUCAAUGGUGGAUCAGAAACCCCAUGGAGAUAUAGCCUCUUCAUCUUCUUCAAAGCCUUCUGAUAUUUCAAAUACUCCAUUUCUUUUCUCAGAAAGAUCUGGUCUAAGCUCAUUCUUUACACCCCAAUUCGUGCCACACAUCGAAACUCUGCAAUUUCCAGAUUCCUUUUUGAUGCAUGACCAAUCCAUUCUGAGGGUUUUGAUGGAGAACAACGGAACAAAUUUGAAGCAAAAUUGCAAAUCAGAAUUCUCCAAUGACACUGACAUGAGUACCGAUAUCGGUUCGGGUUUGUCCAGACAUGAAAUGGCUCAGAGGCCUUAUGAGGGUGAAGAGUAUCCAAUUACUACUUCAGCUGGACCAGUGGACCUUGAUUGUCUCUGGAAUUAUUGA